AUGGAUCUCAGUCAGCUAGACACUCUGUGUUCCGAACUCGCCCUUACUGCCAAGAGACUCAAAGCACUGUGCGACCGCAGCAAUCAGACCAGCAUUGCCGUUACCAAAGAGCCUACAACCGACGUCUUGGUUCCUCCGGCCAGCGCAGAAAACCUAGAGCAUGAAAUCGCCUUGGCGCAUAGUAGCCUCAGCGGAAUCUCCUCCCGCUUGGAAAUACUUUUGGCUGGUCCUGCGAGCUUCAUACAGUCCUUAGCCACACAGAAUCAGCUUCUAGCCUGCCUAAAAUGGAUGGGCGAGUAUCAGAUCAUCGCCUACAUACCAUUAGAUGACACCAUUUCACUCGAGGAGCUUGCGAAUCUGGCCAAUGUGCCGGAGCACACACUCAGCCGAGUUGUGAGGAUGACUGCCACUGCAGGUUUUCUGUAUGAGCCUCAGUAUGGACAUGUUGCACAUACGUCUUUGUCGUUAUCAUUUACGACUGAGUUAUCCUAUUUCGACGCUGCCAUGUUUUUGGCAAACAAAGUGGCCCCUGCAUCCCUCGAUCUUACCUCUUUCGCAAGCGAGCACGCAAUCGACCUGCAAUCAUCGCGACUCUUGGACUUUGUCUCCCAAGAACCACAAACGAACCGGCAAUGGCAGGCCUACCGUCAGAGCAUGGGUAGCAUGAGCAACCAGCUUGCAUAUUUGCCAAACUUGCUCAAUUGGCGUAGCUUGGGAGACGCAUGUGUUGUCGAUAUAUGUGACAACGACACAAGCCUGGCGCGGGACCUGGCCCAGACUGCUCCAGCCCUUCGAUUGACGGUACAGACGUAUGAUUUUAUACCCACGGACGCGGGUCUGUCCGGGGUUGGCAACGGCGACAAGGAUGUGGCUACCAGCGAACGCAUCAUAAUACAACGGAGAAAACCAACGGCAGUGCAGCCUGUAAAAGACGCGGCAGUGUAUCUUCUACAUCCUUCUUUUUGCGCAGCGAGCACACGUGGUUACACGACCGACGAUCUUAUCACAAUGGAGCUCAAGGCACAUUUCGGUAUUCUCCGAGCCAAUCCAAUGGCCUUGUUGAUUCUGGCACCGGCAAUGUUGCCUGAACCAGGGUCAGUAGCCAUCAAUGUUGAGGCCCGAGUACGGCUUCUCGACUUCACGGAUAUGCACCUCACCGGUAACGGAGCCAUGGAAGUGUCUGAACUUUACAAACUUACAGAAAGCAUAUCUGAUGCACGCGGGAAAUUAGUGGUCAAGAACCGCGUUCGGUCCGCCGACGGGGCUACUAUUGCGUUAGUGGUCAAAUAUCAAUCUUGUGAGGGCGCUGAGCUCAUCUGA
Bipolaris oryzae ATCC 44560 is the source of this 1320-nucleotide messenger RNA. RefSeq lists its product as uncharacterized. Gene Ontology annotation, molecular function: methyltransferase activity. The transcript has 3 exons. Bases 1 to 1320 code for a protein of 439 amino acids. Lineage: Eukaryota; Fungi; Ascomycota; Dothideomycetes; Pleosporales; Pleosporaceae. The record is from RefSeq and is a predicted model, not a curated record.